AUGGAGGAAGAUCGACAGGGACCUUACUCUGUUCUAUCAAGAGAUGAUUUUAAAGAGAAGAUGAAGAAACAGAUCGAUGAGAUCUCUGAGAUCUUCUUGGUUUCGAAAUCCGAUGUGACCGUUCUCCUCAUGUAUCUCCGAUGGGACUCACUUAGGGUUUCUGAGCGUUUAAGUGAGAACAAGGAGAAAUUAUUGUCUGAAUCAGGUUUGAAACCACUUGUAAUUGAUCCUGAGUUCGAUGCAUCUGAUUCAUCUUGUGGGAUUUGCUUCAAGACUUGUGAUGAGAUUGUUGAUGAUGAUGGUUUAAUCUCCACGAUGUUUUGUUCUCACAAGUUCUGCAAAACUUGUUGGAGAGAUUAUCUCCAGAAGAAUUUAUUCUCUCUGGAGACAAACCAAACUUUAAUCUCUUGUCCUGAUCAAGACUGUCGGUCCGCGGUUGGACCAGACACGAUCGAGAAGCUAACAGUAGAAGAUAAAGAGAUGUACGAGAAGUAUGUUCUGAGAUCAUACAUUGAGGAAAACAAGGUCUUGAUGAUCAAAUCGUGUCCUGUAUCGAGUUGCGAUUACUUUAUCGAGUUUCACGAAGAUGAGACUGAUGAGGAGCAUAGUUUAAACGUUGUGUGUCUUUGUGGUCAUACCUUUUGUUGGAGAUGCAAGCUUGAAUCACACAGACCAGUGACCUGCAACAACGCUUCUGAUUGGUUGUCUACUGUCUUGACCUCAGAUGAGUCACUGAGCCGUUCCAGGCCCAAAACCGACACGAUGCUUUGUCCUAAUUGCUUUUCUGCUGUGGACAUGAGUGGUUCAAAGUAUCUCCGGUUCCUGAUUUGUACCUGCAGGUUUCGGUUCUGUUGGAAGUGUAUGAGGUCAGAGGAAUCUCACAAAAACGAAGCAGGGUUCUAUAGAGCAUGUCUUGUACCAGUGGCACCCACCAGGAGAGCAGAUCUGGAGGUUUCGAGUGGGAAUCGUUGGAAAGAUUGUGAGAUUUCAAUGGAGAAAGCUAAAUGUGAUCUACAAGCUUUCGACAUAUACAUCAACAAGGAACCUGGUGUUUUGAGAGGGCAAGACAUUAGGAUUGUUAGAGAAGGAAUGAUGCUGAUUGUUCAAUGCAGACAAGUCCUUAAAUGGACCUGUGCGUACGACCAUUUCCACACCGAGUAUGAGAUAUCGAAGAAGGAGUAUCUACGGUUCCUGCAAGAUAAUGCAACCACCACUCUUCAGAGCUACGUAAAGCAGUUACUAGAUGAAACAAAAGAAGCUUCAUAUGCAGAGACUUAUGAAGAGAUUGGUAACUUCAGGGAUAGGUUAUCUACAGCGACAAGUAACAUUGGUAACUACUUUUAUCUUUUCAUCAAGAAUUUACAAGAUGGUUUGGUCGACGUGAAGGUCAAUUCCUACGAUGGCUGCUUAGUUGGUCCUUACUGGUUCUGCGAUCGCUGCACCUUUGGAAACACUUGGUUUGAUAAGGAGUGUAAGAUGUGUUGUGAUCCUACUGCAUCUACUUUGGAGGAGAUAAGUGGUUUAUCCCUUAACUAA
Molecule: messenger RNA, 1536 nt
Organism: Arabis nemorensis
Lineage: Eukaryota; Viridiplantae; Streptophyta; Magnoliopsida; Brassicales; Brassicaceae
Source: the annotation of a GenBank genome assembly